UCAAAAAGGGAGCCCUCCCUUUUUUAUUUUUUAAAAAUCAUACAAAAACCAAAGACACUUUCCUCAUUCAUUCCCCAUGGCUACACCCAAAGCAGAACCAUCAUGGGGAGAGCACUUAGGCUCCAAGAAUUGGGAAAAUCUCUUGGACCCAUUGGACCAAACCCUCCGAACCAUCAUCCUCCGGUGCGGCGACUUCUGCCAGGCCACCUACGACGCCUUCGACAACGACGAGAACUCCAAGUACUGUGGAGCUAGCCGCUAUGGCAAGUCCUCUUUCUUCGACAAGGUCAUGCUCGACUCUGCCUCCGAUUAUAACGUAUAUUCUUUCCUCUACGCCACCGCUCGUAUCAGUGUCCCCAAGGCGUUUAUCCUUCACUCCCUCUCCAAGGAGUGUUGGGACCGCGAGUCCAACUGGUUCGGGUACAUAGCCGUGACUUCCGAUGAACGGAGUAAGAACUUGGGCCGCCGUGAAAUCUACGUGGCAUACCACUCUCCAUCUACAAGAAACUCAACGUUGGAGAACUCAAACCGGCUGAUGCAUGGAGCCGGUCAAGAUGUCACGGACGCCAUAGUCAUCGGUGGCAGUGACAGUGACAGUGAUGACGAGAGUGGAGUGCCGAAGGUGAUGAGUGGAUGGUUCACAAUCUAUACUUCCCACAACCCGAAAUCUCGGUUCACCAAUCUGAGUUUGCGGUCACAGCUCUUAAUCAAGAUCAAGGAAUUGAUGGAGAAGUACAAGGACGAAAACCCGAGCGUGAUCGUGACAGGGCAUAGCUUGGGAGCAACCGAAGCCAUUCUCGCCAGUUUUGACCUAGCCGAGAAUGCAGUGGCAGAUACUGUUCCAGUCACUGCCAUUGUAUUUGGUUGUCCACAGGUAGGUAACAAGGAGUUCAACGACCAAGUGAUGCGUCACAAGAACCUGAAGAUCCUCCAUGUGAGGAACAAAAUCGACCUCCUAACUCGCUACCCAGGACCAUUUCUGCACUAUGUUGACACCGGUAUUGAUUUUGUGAUCGAUACCCGGAAGUCGCCGUACUUGAAAAAUUCAAAAACUCCCGGCGACUGGCACAAUCUGCAGGCGAUGCUCCAUGUCGUGGCGGGGUGGAACGGGAAGAAGGGAGAGUUUCACCUGAUGGUGAAGAGAAGUCUGGCAUUGGUGAACAAGUCAUGCGAGUUUUUGAAGGAUGAAUACCUGAUUCCAGGGUCCUGGUGGGUGGAGAAGAACAAAGGGAUGAUCAAGAACGAGGAUGGUGAGUGGAUCAUGGCUUCCCCCGACGAAGAACCUGUCCCGGAAUUCUGAACCUGGCCUAGCAAAAGCAUGUAUACAUAAACAUGGAACUUCAAAUAGGAUCAUGUCGUGUUAAUCAAUGGGAAGGAUUUUGAGUUUCCAGGAAAACGAAACACACUGCAAAGCUGGAUUGUUUAUU
Molecule: messenger RNA, 1427 nt
Organism: Tarenaya hassleriana
Lineage: Eukaryota; Viridiplantae; Streptophyta; Magnoliopsida; Brassicales; Cleomaceae
Product: phospholipase A1-IIdelta
Exons: 3
Coding region: 77-1300 (407 amino acids)
Biological process (GO): lipid metabolic process
Molecular function (GO): glycerophospholipid phospholipase A1 activity
Source: RefSeq, a predicted model, not a curated record